Etheostoma spectabile (orangethroat darter) is the source of this 1875-nucleotide messenger RNA. Its product is annotated as lysophosphatidic acid receptor 6. Gene Ontology annotation, biological process: phospholipase C-activating G protein-coupled receptor signaling pathway; positive regulation of Rho protein signal transduction. NCBI's taxonomy places the organism in Eukaryota, Metazoa, Chordata, Actinopteri, Perciformes, Percidae. The record is from RefSeq and is a predicted model, not a curated record. Gene Ontology annotation, molecular function: G protein-coupled receptor activity. Gene Ontology annotation, cellular component: plasma membrane. The transcript is spliced from 2 exons. Bases 80 to 1036 code for a protein of 318 amino acids.
UGCAUGCUAUGGUCACACACACAAAUACUCCUCUUCUCGCAGAAUCUUCACCCUUCUUUUGAUCAUCCAACAGGUCAUUAUGUGCACCAACGCCUCCGCUGACUGUCCCAGCAACAUCACCGGACUCACUGGCGUCUUCCCGGUGUGCGUGUACUCCUUCAUUUUCAUUGUGGGUCUCGUUUUUAAUGUCCUGGCAUUGGUCUUUUUCUGCUGUCAAACCAAAUCCAGAUCGCAAACCAUUGUCUACAUGACUAACCUGGCCGUAGCAGAUGUGCUGCUCACCCUCACACUGCCCACGAGGAUCUACUACCAUCUGGGCUAUGCUGUCCAUUAUCAGUGGCUGUGUGAAGUCCAUGGUUUGGUCCUGAAGGCCAACAUGUAUGGGAGCAUAUUCCUUCUCACGUGCAUAUGCUUUGACCGUUGCAUGGCCGUCUCCUUCCCUAUGUCAUCUCGUGUCCAGGCAGGGAGAAAGAAAGCGCCGCUGAUUUGUCUUGUAAUAUGGAUGCUCACCUUUGGGGCCAGCUUGCCCAUCUACCUUUUCCAGCUCAAGACAAGAAACACAAUCCCUAAAGAUUGUUUUGACAGCCCUCCGGUCUUUGCCACAAAACCAGUGGUGGUUAUACCCACUCUAUUUUUGGGGUUUAGCAUCCCACUAGUAAUCAUGCUUCUCUGUUCCUGGGGUUUGGUCCGUGCUGUCCGACAAAGCUCAGUGGCCCAGACCAACAUGGUGGACAGCAGAAAGAUCCAAAGGAUGAUUGCCACCAGCCUCUUGAUUUUCCUACUCAGCUUCCUCCCUUACCACGCUACACUGGUUCUCCUUUCUGUGUAUGCAGAAAAUCCACCGUACCCCAUGCAGGCUGCAUACCGCUACAGCCUAAUGUUGGCAAGUCUUAACUCAGUACUGGAUCCCAUUGCGUACUACUUCACUACGGACACUUUCAGGCAGAAAUUAAACAUAGGUGCUUUUUGGAGGAUGUUUCCUUUAAACAGUCAAAGUUCUGAUGUAAACAACAGGGGCAGAAUGCUUAACAGCUAAAAUCAGCAGACUUUUAGCUGUUAAGCAUUCUCCUUCUCAUCAGAACUUGAGAACCAGACUGUCAACAACACAAUUUGUUUUUUUUUGCGAUUAAAUCUGUAACUCUCCCUCAAAAGAACCAUUCCAUACUUCACUCCAGUCGGUGCCACCACAUAAAAAGGGCUGCCCUCUGGAGUGUCCACAAGCCAAAACAUUGAUUUACAAGCCCAACAACUAUGUACUUUUGUAUUUUAAUUUGGUUUGUUUUUGUACAAUUAGACAAGUAUUUUCUAUGGUAGUGUAGAUGCAUUUUUCAAGUCCAUGUGGAAAAGUGUUGCUUAGCCACUUAGCAAUGAGUGUUUUCUUUACUUCAAUGUCUUUCCCAAAUACAUUUGAUAUUAUAAAAUUAACAAUUUAAAUAUUAUAGUUGGCGCUAUAUGAUUAAUUAAAGGAUACACUAUUUCUGUUGCAAAGUGUAACACGGAAACUUAUGUAAAAAUGCUUUAUGUAAAAUGGUUUAUUCUUCUAUCGAGACAUAGAAGCAGCCGCUGCAGAAAGCUACAUCUAGGGGUUCAAGGGGUCUAGGGGUGUGUGUGAAAGCAGCACAGUUAGCCUGCUUUCAAUGUAGCGUGAAAGCCAUGAGGUCACACUGUUAGCAUGUUAACAAGCUAGCCAGAUAAACUGACACAGGUCUCAAAUUAUUAGCUACCAUGCCAUCAAUUGAACUAAGUCAGAGAUAAAGUAAGAAUGACUCUUAAAGGUGUAGGUCAACAUUUUAGAAAUAUGCUUAUUUGUUCAGAUAAGUCUGCGUGCGAAGCUGGAGUCAGAACAUUAGCCUAGCUUAGCGCAAAGACUGGAAG